AUGGCACCACCCAGGGAGUACCCUCUCUUGUCCCGGCGACAGAUUGAGGGCAUGAUCGCAGACGGCCGGGCUGUUUUCAUCGUCAACCAGCAGGUCAUCAAGGCCGAUGCCUGGAUGCCCUACCACCCAGGUGGCGACACUGCCAUCCGCCACAUGAUUGGCCGCGAUGCGACCGACGAAGUCACGGUUCUGCAUUCUCCCGAGGCCCGCGAGCGAAUGAACAAAUACCGAAUUGGCCGUAUUGAGGGCGCGUGGACCAAUUUCGUGCCUCCAAUCCAGGGCGGCAAGUUUCGUCCACUGGGCCAAGACAACCAAGACGCCCCUGAGAACACAAGCUCGCUUCCCGCUUCUGAAUCUCCCAGCCUGAACGCCUCCCGCGAGCCUUCCCCAGUCUUUGAUGAACCACAACAGAUUCGUCAACGACACAGCGCAAAGAAUGUAUCGUCUAGUUCUGCGUCCGUCACGUCUGCCUCGUCGGUCGAAGAAGACGAUGGUAUGUCCUUCCUCGACACAAUCACCAAAGAAAAGGUCGAUUUGGACCUGUCACGAUAUCCUGCUCUCGAUACGGCCACGCAGAACAACAUUGUUGUCAAAUACCGCGACCUAAACCAGCGCAUCAGGGACGAGGGCUUGUUUCAGUGCAACUACUGGAACUACGCCCUCGAGGGUUUCCGCUACAUGCUGCUGUUCAGUGGCAUGGUCUUCUUCUUGCAGCGUGGAUGGUACGCUACGAGUGGUGCCUUCUUGGGCGCCUGGUGGCACCAGCUCGUCUUCACCGCCCACGACGCCGGCCACAUGGGCAUUACGCACAAUUUCCACGUCGACACCGUCAUUGGCAUCAUCAUCGGCGACUUCUGCGGCGGCCUCUCCAUUGGCUGGUGGAAGCACAAUCACAACGUUCACCACAUUACGACGAACCACCCCGAGCACGACCCUGAUAUCCAGCACAUGCCCUUCUUCGCCGUCUCCCAUCGGUUCCUGGGUAAUCUGAGAUCGACCUACUAUGGACACGUCAUGAAGUACGAUGCGGCGGCAAAGUUCCUUCUUGGCUUCCAGCGGUACUCGUAUCACUUCCUGCUCUUGUUCGGGCGUUUCAACCUCUAUCGCCUGUCUUGGCAGUUUCUGUUGUCCAAGGACGCACCGCGCAGAGGCCCGGCGUGGUGGCACACCUAUUUGGAAAUGGUUGGCCAGCUCUUCUUCUUUACCUGGUUUGGCUACCUCGUCGUGUACAGGACCAUCCCAACAAACUGGGAUCGAUUCGUGUUUGUCAUGGUUAGUCACAUGGUGACGAUGCCCCUGCACUUGCAGAUCACCCUGUCACACUUUGCCAUGAGUACGGCAGAUUUGGGCGAGCACGAGUCGUUUGCUCAGAAGAUGUUGCGUACCACCAUGGAUAUCGAUUGCCCGACCUGGCUGGACUUCUUCCAUGGGGGGCUUCAGUUCCAGGCUAUACAUCACCUGUAUCCCCGCAUCCCGCGCCAUAACCUGCGCCGGACACGCAAGCUCGUGCAGGAGUUCUGCAAUGAAGUCGGCAUUCCAUAUGCUCUGUAUGGCUUCGCGCAGAGCAACACCAUUGUGCUGGACACCCUGGGUGAGGUUUCUCAACAGGCAGCGAUUCUUGCAAAGUGCCAAAAGUUUCUGUCUGAGAGCGACAACCCGCUACAUGCUCACUAA
Messenger RNA from Microdochium trichocladiopsis, 1674 nucleotides. RefSeq names its product fatty acid desaturase. Gene Ontology annotation, cellular component: membrane. The transcript has 2 exons. The coding region runs from base 1 to 1674 and encodes 557 amino acids. Gene Ontology annotation, biological process: lipid metabolic process. The record is from RefSeq and is a predicted model, not a curated record. NCBI's taxonomy places the organism in Eukaryota, Fungi, Ascomycota, Sordariomycetes, Xylariales, Microdochiaceae. Gene Ontology annotation, molecular function: oxidoreductase activity, acting on paired donors, with oxidation of a pair of donors resulting in the reduction of molecular oxygen to two molecules of water.